UUCACAGGAGCAAAUAAAUAUGAAAGAAAAUGUGGGCUGUUGCUGUGGAGUACUGCAAACAUGUUGCCAUCGCCCUGACCCUAAAAAAGACAUUAUCAAGGGAAUUUUUGAGAUUAAUCACAGCCCUUGGUUCUCUCUCUGUGCCGCUGGACGAUCAGUUGCUAUUCGGAUUUACAGCAGCCAUAAAGUGGAUCAAAGCACUGGGAAAGGGUCAGAAAGUGACAACGCAUACCUAAUCCAGGGGAAAGUGUUAGAAAGAGAAAAGCUUCCAAUCAUGGAGGGGAAGAUGAAGCUGCCAACGAGAAUAAUCAAAUUUGAAUUGAAGUUCGAGGUGGAGCGAGGGUUCGGGACUCCGGGGGCUUUUGUUAUAGAAAACAGAGACAAGCAUGAGUUCUUCCUCAAAUCCGCCACUCUUAAGUACAGUAUUCCUGAUAUUGACAAGCGUGAGUUCCGUUUUUACUGUGGUUCCUGGGUGUACCCCCUCCAAAAGACCGGAGUUAGGCGGUUUUUCUUCACAAACCAAUUAUAUCUUCCAAGCAAAACACCUUCCGGCUUAAAAGAAUUGAGACAGAAAGAGCUUAAGAAACUGAGAGGAGGGUCCAAAGAUGAGAGGAAACCAUGGGAUCGAGUAUAUGAAUAUGAUUACUAUAAUGAUCUUGGGGAUCCUGACAAUGGACGAAAGUAUGCUCGGCCGGUUUUGGGAGGUUCUGACCAUCCAUAUCCACGCAGGUUAAAAACAGGCCGCCCCCCUUGCAAGAAUGACCUUUCAGCCGAGUCUCGGCCAGCAAGCUGCUUUCAAAUUUAUGUUCCACCUGAUGAGCGAUUGAGCCAAGAGAAACAAGAAGAACUCACAAAUAACUUCGUUGAUGCUCUUCAGCGAUUUCUUAGCCCAAAGACAGAUCACCCAAACCGGUGGUAUCAAGGAAGUCCCGACCUUAUUAAGAAAAUUGUACAUUUCUUUGUUCCCAGGGAUGCAUUUUCAACUGGAGAUUUUAGGAUUCUUCAAUCUAUCGUAGACUUCUUUAGAAGAAAACCCAAAUCAUCAUCCCAUCAAGAUACCGACAGUUUAGAACCAUUUGAUGUCAUAUUAGACAUUUUCUCAGAGAAAGAAGUAAAAGAAAUAGAUGGUUGGGUCAAGCAGAAGCUGGAAAAGUUGGUACCAAAGGAAAUUUUUAAUGAAGUUGUUGCUACUUCAACCAAAAGAAACCUUUUGAACUCGCAAUUACCUUCAAUUAUAGCAGAGGACAAAUUCGCAUGGGUUAAAGGAAAAGAGUUUGGACGCCAAAUGCUUGCAGGAACCAAUCCAGUUCGAAUCCGGCGCCUUCUCUCUUCCCCCAAAGACAAGGAAUUAUCACCUGAUCUAAGCGGAACAAAUCGGUUGCCUGAAGAGGUCCUGAAGAAUUCUCAUGUUAAAGAGGCAAUGGAAAAAAAGAGGGCUUACAUCUUGGAGCACUAUCACUACCUCCUGCCAUUUCUAAACAUGAUAAAUGGAAAGGGUGUUUGCGCUUAUGCAACUCGAACAAUACUAGCAGCGGGUGACGCAUUAAAACCAAUAGCAAUAGAACUUCGCUUGCCUGACCCCAACGGCAGCAUGGUCGUUUUUCCCCAUCAUACGUUCGAAUGGGAGCUUGCAAAAUUUCACGUUGCAGCAAACGAUGCAGCUUACCACCAAUUAGUUAGCCAUUGGUUGCAUACUCAUGCUGUAAUUGAGCCAUUCAUUAUUGCCACUAGAAGACAGUUGAGCGUGAUGCAUCCAAUUCAUCGGCUAUUAGAUCCUCAUUUCAAAGACACCUUGCAUAUAAAUGCAAUUGCUCGAGGCGUUUUCCUCAAUGCAGGAGGAAUUCUGGAGAAGACCCUUUUUACAGGCGAAUUUUCCAUGCAGUUGUCUUCUCACUUGUAUAAACAAUGGAGAUUUGAAGACCAAGCCCUUCCAAAAGAUCUUGAGAAAAGAGGUAUGGCAGUACAAAGUUUCAGAGAUAAGAAUGUCUCGGGAAUAAAGGAGAAGCCAGCAGAAAAGAAACCGGAGAAAAUAGAUGACACUCAGGUAGAGAGAGACGAAAGUCUGGAAGAAAUAGACGAGAAUGUGGUAGAAUUAGACGAGAAUCCAGCAACAGAUGAGGCUGCGGAUGAAGAGGUGAAGUUUCGUACUGGGGUGACGCUCAUUUUAGAAGACUAUCCCUAUGCUAAGGAUGGAAUUGAGAUAUGGCAUGCCAUUGAGACGUGGGUGAGAGAAUAUUGCAAAAUUUUUUAUGAUGAGAACGAUGAUGCUAUCAAGGAAGAUGAGGAAAUCAAAGAAUGGUGGACCGAAAUUAGAGCCGUAGGCCAUGGUGAUCAGAAGGAAGGGUGGUAUGACCUUAAAACUAGUGAAAACCUCGUAAAGGCUCUAACAACUCUCAUAUGGAUUACUUCAGGUAUGCAUGCUGCAGUGAACUUUGGGCAAUAUGCAUAUGCCGGUUGGCCUCCGAACCGUCCCAUGCUAUUGAGGAAGUUCAUUCCAAAGGAAGGGACAAAAGAAUAUGUUGAGCUGACGCAUAAUCCUGAUAAGUUCAUUGUCGAGAUGCUGCCUGAGAAGUUUCAAAUGUCAUUUGUUAUAGCAGUGAUGGACCUUCUCUCACGCCACACGUCUGAUGAGGUAUACUUGGGUCAAAGGCCACCAAAAAAUGAGUGGGAAGAGAAAGAAGAAGUUACAAAAAAGUUUCAAGAGUUCCGAGAAAAACUUCAACAAAUCGAGAGAAAUAUAAUGGAAAGGAAUAAACGAUAUAACCUAAUGAACAGGUGGGGAUAUGCCAAGAUUCCCUACAAGCUUUUGUAUCCUGAUACAUCCAAAACAAGGGCUCCCUCCAAGGAGAAGAGCGGACCAGAGAAGAUGGAUAUUACUGGAAUGGGAAUCCCUAACAGCAUAUCCAUAUAGCAGCAUAUACAAUUCUUCAUUGCAUUGCGAACUCCUUCUCUAAGACAAACUCUAGGUUUAAUCAGUUUCA
This is a messenger RNA of Durio zibethinus, 2981 nucleotides long. The record is from RefSeq and is a predicted model, not a curated record. Lineage: Eukaryota; Viridiplantae; Streptophyta; Magnoliopsida; Malvales; Malvaceae.